Molecule: messenger RNA, 5421 nt
Organism: Aptenodytes forsteri (emperor penguin)
Lineage: Eukaryota; Metazoa; Chordata; Aves; Sphenisciformes; Spheniscidae
Gene: GSPT1
Product: G1 to S phase transition 1
Exons: 14
Coding region: 64-1563 (499 amino acids)
Biological process (GO): translation
Cellular component (GO): translation release factor complex
Molecular function (GO): GTPase activity; translation release factor activity; GTP binding
Source: RefSeq, a predicted model, not a curated record
UCUGUAGAGACUUCUCCGGAGGAGCAGACAGCCUCUUGUGAAGGUUCAAAUGCUGCUGUUAACAUGGAAAUUUCAGAAUCUGUUGUGGAAAAUGGAGAGACAGAAAUGUCCCCGGAAGAGUCAUGGGACCACAAAGAAGAAACAAGUGAAGCAGAGCUAGGAGGUGGUCCUGCAGGGGAUGCAGGGCCUUCUGAAGAAAGCGCUCAGGAAAUGAUGGAAGAGGAGGAGGAAAUACCAAAACCGAAAUCUGUUGUAGCACCGCCAGGUGCUCCUAAAAAAGAGCAUGUAAAUGUAGUAUUCAUUGGGCACGUAGAUGCUGGCAAGUCAACUAUUGGAGGACAAAUAAUGUAUUUGACAGGAAUGGUUGACAAAAGAACACUUGAAAAAUAUGAAAGAGAAGCUAAAGAAAAAAACAGAGAAACAUGGUACCUUUCAUGGGCCUUAGACACAAACCAAGAAGAACGAGACAAAGGUAAAACAGUAGAAGUGGGUCGUGCCUAUUUUGAAACUGAGAAGAAACACUUCACUAUUCUAGAUGCUCCUGGACAUAAGAGCUUUGUUCCAAAUAUGAUUGGUGGGGCUUCUCAAGCUGAUCUUGCUGUGCUGGUUAUUUCUGCAAGAAAAGGAGAGUUUGAAACUGGAUUUGAGAAAGGUGGACAAACAAGAGAACAUGCCAUGUUAGCAAAAACAGCGGGUGUAAAACAUUUAAUAGUUCUUAUUAAUAAAAUGGAUGAUCCAACUGUAAACUGGAGUAAUGAAAGAUAUGAGGAAUGUAAAGAGAAACUGGUGCCAUUUUUGAAGAAAGUUGGCUUCAAUCCCAAAAAGGAUAUUCAUUUCAUGCCCUGCUCAGGACUGACUGGAGCAAACCUUAAAGAACAGUCAGAAUUCUGUCCUUGGUAUAUUGGAUUACCAUUUAUUCCAUACCUGGAUAAUUUGCCAAACUUCAACCGUUCAGUUGAUGGACCAAUCAGGCUGCCAAUUGUGGAUAAAUAUAAGGAUAUGGGCACUGUGGUCCUUGGGAAGCUGGAGUCGGGCUCUAUUUGCAAAGGACAACAGCUUGUGAUGAUGCCAAACAAGCACAAUGUGGAAGUUCUUGGAAUCCUUUCUGAUGAUGUAGAAACCGAUUCAGUAGCCCCAGGUGAAAAUCUGAAGAUCAGACUGAAGGGAAUUGAAGAGGAAGAGAUCCUUCCAGGAUUUAUUCUCUGUGAUCCCAACAAUCUCUGUCAUUCUGGACGCACGUUUGAUGCCCAGAUAGUGAUAAUUGAGCACAAAUCCAUUAUCUGCCCAGGUUAUAAUGCUGUGCUGCACAUUCACACCUGUAUUGAAGAAGUUGAGAUAACAGCCUUAAUCUGCUUGGUAGACAAAAAAACAGGAGAAAAAAGUAAGACACGGCCCCGUUUUGUGAAACAAGAUCAAGUAUGCAUUGCCCGUUUAAGGACAGCAGGAACUAUCUGUCUUGAGACAUUCAAAGAUUUCCCUCAGAUGGGUCGCUUUACCUUAAGAGAUGAGGGUAAGACCAUUGCAAUUGGAAAAGUUCUGAAACUGGUUCCAGAGAAGGACUAAGCAUUUUUCUCAAUGACCCCCGCACAAUACUGUGAGGAAAAUCGACUCUGCAAAAGCCUCUACUUCACACCGCCUUCUUAUUUUCUGCCCAUUGAUAAACUUCUCCCCAUAUUUUGCAAAGACAAAUUUCACAGCAAAGGUCCACAUUAUGUCAGCUUUCUCAUAUUGAGAGCUCUGCUAUGCCACUGUUGAAUUUUCCCAAAAAGAAAUUUUUUUUUCCUCCCAAAUUCUGCUUCCUUGGAAAGAUUCGGCAAUAGCUUUGUAAGUGAUGUGGACAUAAUUGCCUAUAAUUAUGAAAAUCUAAAGGAUUUUUAAUGUUUAAUUUCCCCCAGCAUAUAUAUUAAGACCUCUUUUUUCCAGGCAGAUCAUUCAGAGUGUGCGAGUGUGUGUGCACAUGUUACAAAGAUGACUACCAUGUUAAUAAACUAUUCAAUUUGAAAUCUUUUUCGGUAUUUGAAUUGCUUUUGAAUAAUGUUUUUUAUCCGGAUGUAACGCAGUUGCAUUAGCUUUUUAACUUUCCAGUAACCUAGAUAUUUGGUUACCUGGACUUUUCUAAACUCAGCCUCCCCACACACACAGUUUUAAAUGAGGCAAUUGGGCACUCAAUCAAGUUUGUAUUCAAAUAAUUAGGUUUGCCCCUUCCCUUUGUUGAAUGCAUUCUUAAAAUUAAAAAACAUUCAUGCAGAUGUGGCACCUUCAUUAGCUUUACAUUUGUUAAUAUCUUCAGCAAAUUUAGGUUGACUUAACAUCAUUACUAGACACAGUAAGUCAAUUUUGAAGGCUAGAACUACAUAUUGUGUCUUUAUAAAAAUUCAGCAUUAUUAAACUCUUAACUGCAGAAAAUGCUAACAACCAGUAAAUCAGUGAAACUUGCAAAAAUAAGAGAAUUUGUGGCAAUAGUGCCUAUUAGUAUUUAUAAGAGCUGCAUUUUGUGGAAGAACUGGGCCAAUUAAAAAGUGCCGGUUAUGUAAGUUACUCAGUUCACCCUGUCUUUAAUUUAGAGGACUGGAUAAUCCUUGCUGUUUUAAAGAUCAGUCUGAACUGAGAGGGAGAGAGACUAUUUAAAUCCGUAAGAGUUUGCACAUACUGAAAUAUGGGAGGGUCAGAAUCAAGCACAGUCUGUAAAUUUUUGCAUAUCAAAAAGCAAUGUAAGCUUAUGAGGACCAGUGAAGUUUUUCUUGAGACAUUAAAGCAAAACUGGUUCAAAAUAAAGCUUACUCAGUACAACUUGAAGGAGCUGUAUAAUAAAACCCUAUUUAGCUGCACUUUGAAAGUGGACUGUCUACAAUUGCUAUCCUGAUUCUAACAAUUAGGAUGAAGGCUAACGGAGUUUUUUUCGUUUCCCAGAGUAUUAGUAAUAAGUAUUAAAAGGUAUCUUCAGAGCUUCUUCAGAAUGUCUUAAACUAAACAUUUUCAGUUGUACAGUUGUGGCGAGCCCAUCUCCUCCCCCAAAAGUUUACAGUCUAGUGACUGUAUCUGAAUUCACAGACAACUCAAAACUGAAACAGAUUGACCUUUUUUGGUUUCUUUUGUUUUGUUUUGUUUGUUUCUUUGUAACUGUGGAACUCCCAUUCAUUUCACUUACAGCUACAUUGUAUGGACAGAAGAAGUUAUUGUCCUUCAGUUUCAUAUGACUACACUUGUAGCUACCGUAAUGCAUGGAAUUUAAAUAAAUUUUAUUAUGUCUGCAAAUCUCUGGGCUUCUAUUUUUUUGGUAAAUCAGAGUUCAAAAGUAACUUUUUUUUUUCCUACGAAGUGAACAAAACCCACAGUUCCUUGGAUCUUAAACUAAUGAAGAAAUUAAAAGCCAAGGAAACUUACUGUCUUGUUCAUAUUCUGGAUUGACUUAAGAUUUCCACAUAUCUGACUGCUUUCUUGAAGUAAGCUCGUGGAUUUGAAAUUUGCAAAGACCAUUACUGGAAAAUACUUACAGUUAGAUUCCUAAAUUGUUAGAACUUUUAAAGCUUUUUUUUAAAGCAUUGAAAUGCAUCUCAAGACUACAUGAUGCUCCAGUAGAAUUUUUCCAAUUUUAGGCAAACUUAUUGAGAGAUUCUAAAACCUCAUUAUUUUGAGGCUGGACUGAGUAUCUAUUACUAAACUGAAAAAUCAUCUGGUGGGUUGAAAUACCAGCAGAUAGAAAGUCUGAGCUUUCCCAUUACUCAUCCCAUCUAGUGCAUUUCAUUACCAUUUCCACAAAUCCAAUUAAUGUCACCUUGUCUGUAAAGGGAGGCUAAAUUAUUUCAACUUCACUAACAGAACCUACGUUAUACAAUUAAAGAUAUUGCUAACCUAUAGGAUUUUUUUAUUUGGGCAUAAAAUAUUUGCAUUCUAUAACAGACAUACUGGUAUGAAUAUGUAAGGCAUAAAUCUACACAAAUCAGCUGCAUUUUGGGUAGAAGAGCUGAAAGUACGUUAUAUUUGAAUAGUCCUCAGGUUACAUCUCAUCUUUUUCAUUUCAUCUCCAUUCUACAUUUUAUAGUCCCAUUUUUACUACUAUUGAGUACAGCUAAAUCUAGAUGAGAAAGGAGAAAAUAAGGUAAUGUGGCUUUGAAAUAAAUACUAUUUGCUGAUUCACUGAUGUAAUAAACUUUUUUAAAUGACCAUUUUGAAUACUUCCUUUUGUGAAAAUGUGGUAUGCUGCUUUGAAGGUGAAAAAAAUAAAGGAGUUGUGCAACCACAACAGUUGAAAGGAAGGAAAAAAAAAGGGGGGGGGGGAUAGAAAUUGGAUUGAAGCUACAGGAACCCUAGGAGCACUGCCAGUGUAACUGUGCUAGCAUAUGAUACUGGCAGAGUAUUCCUGGGUCCUGGCAUGGAUGUAACUCAUACCAGCAAAACUGUGAGCGUGUUUUUGCAGAAAGGAGGGAUUUGGGGGUUCCCCCCCCCCCCCAGUAUAAUGGCAUUUACAACAGUCUGUAUGUGCAGUGUGGUACUGAUGAGGAUCACACCUCUUCUCUCUGAUUGUUGGCCAAAGUUUGUAGUGUAGAUAUGGCUUAAGUGUAUAGCCAUGAUGUAACUUAUAAAAACAUAAAUUAUAAUUCUAUAAAUUAAGACCUUGUACGUCCUUGAACUGAAAGCCUUGGUAUAUGUAACAAUAAUUAAAUGUUUAAAAAAAAAAACGAAUGUGCAGCAGUACUAAUUAUUUUGCAGCAGGAAAACAAUUACUUGUUUCUGCAAGUUGCAAGAAGUAAAGCACACUAAAUGGAGGAAUGGGUACACCAAUCAGUUGACUAACAUUGCCAUCAACUACCUACUUGAAACCAUGCCAGCUACCUUGGUCAUCUUUGCAGAUAAUCGGGAACUGAUACACAAACAUGAUGGCACUGGUUUCCUGAGACACUUAUUCUGGUAGUAAAUUGUUUUCUUGAACAACAAGCUAUUGAUGAUGGUGUAAUAGUGUUUUAAGAAAAAUGGCUGCUUUAAGGAGGUUUAUCCACGGGGAUAUUUGCUGGUCAUGAGUUUUAUGCCCCUCUGCAGAUUUUUUUUCAGUGGCAUAAGAAGUCCAGUGAAAAUUGCUCAAUGAAGAACCUCUGUUUCAGACUACUUAUGGCACCAGUCCAUAUAUUAAAAACUAUGUUAAUUAUGAGAAAUGUGUUUUUAUAAGUGUUUAUUACUGAAUAUUACCUAAGAAAAAAAGAUUGUUUCAAUGUCCCAAGUAUUUGAUUCUGUAUUACUCUGGCUUUUUGGUUCUUAAUGCAGACUGUUUAAAUGAUGAUGUUAAAGCAGAUGAAAUGUACUCCAGACAAGACUGUUUUCUUCCUGAAUUGAUACUUAAAGGCUCUUACUUAUUCUGCUGUUUUUGUAUACGCUAUAGAGGAUUUGGUAAAGAAAAAUAUACCAACAAAACUGGAGUUGCUACUG